Microtus ochrogaster (prairie vole) is the source of this 2229-nucleotide messenger RNA. RefSeq names its product interferon regulatory factor 5 (gene Irf5). The record is from RefSeq and is a predicted model, not a curated record. Gene Ontology annotation, cellular component: nucleus. Gene Ontology annotation, molecular function: RNA polymerase II cis-regulatory region sequence-specific DNA binding; protein binding; DNA-binding transcription factor activity, RNA polymerase II-specific. Lineage: Eukaryota; Metazoa; Chordata; Mammalia; Rodentia; Cricetidae. Gene Ontology annotation, biological process: regulation of transcription by RNA polymerase II; immune system process.
CCCGAGGCGGGGGCGGCACGAUGCGGAAGUGCGGGGCGGACUAGGCGACCCGCGGGAGGCUCAGCUCGGGGAGGGCUCAGACCGGCCGCAGCGCCCGGCCGGGGCUCCUGGCUCCCCGCGGGCGCACCGCAGACAGAGCCCUUUGCCAUGAACCAGCCAGCCCCGGGGGUUCCCCCACCACCCCGCCGUGUGAGGCUGAAGCCCUGGUUGGUGGCCCAGGUGAACAGCUGCCAGUACCCAGGACUUCAGUGGGUCAAUGGGGAAAGGAAACUCUUCUAUAUCCCCUGGCGCCAUGCCACAAGGCAUGGGCCCAGCCAGGAGGGAGACAACACCAUCUUCAAGGCCUGGGCUCAAGAGACGGGGAAGUACACCGAGGGGGUGGACGAGGCUGACCCAGCCAAGUGGAAGGCCAACCUGCGCUGUGCCCUUAACAAAAGCCGUGACUUCCGCCUGUACUACGAUGGUCCUCGAGACAUGCCACCUCAGCCCUUCAAGAUCUACGAGGUCUGCUCCAAUGGCCCCGCCCCUGCAGAGUCCCAGCCCACUCCUGGAGAAGAUUACACUCCUGGAGAAGAGGAGGAGGAGGAAGAGGAAGAGCUCCAGAGAAUGUUGCCGGGCCUGAGCAUCACAGAACCUGUGCUACCCGGGCCUCCCAUAGCACCCUACUCCUUAUCCAAAGAUGGCGGCAUCAAGUGGCCACCUGCUCUCCAGCCAUCUGUAGGGCUGGGUCCCCCUGCCCCAGAUCCAAAUCUCCUGGUCCCUCCCUCCGGAAAUCCUGCUGACUUCCAGCAGCUUCUCCCUGAGGACCUGGAUCCUGGACCGCUGGCUCCCAGUCAGCCCCCUACAGAUCAGCUCUUGCCUGACCUGCUGAUCAGCCCCCACAUGUUGCCUUUGACUGACCUGGAGAUCAAGUUCCAGUACCGCGGUCGGCCACCCCGUGCCCUCACCAUCAGCAACCCCCAAGGCUGUAGGCUCUUCUACAGCCAGCUAGAGGCUACCCAGGAGCAAGUGGAACUCUUUGGCCCUGUGAGCCUGGAGCAAGUGCGCUUCCCUAGCCCAGAGGACAUCCCUAGUGACAAGCAGCGUUUCUAUACAAACCAGCUGCUAGAUGUCCUGGACCGUGGGCUCAUCCUCCAGCUGCAGGGCCAGGAUCUGUACGCCAUCCGUCUGUGCCAGUGCAAAGUGUUCUGGAGUGGGCCCUGUGCCUUAGUCCAGGACUCACGCCCCAACCCCAUCCAACGAGAAGUCAAGACAAAGCUCUUUAGCCUGGAGCAGUUUCUCAACGAACUCAUCCUGUUCCAGAAGGGUCAGACCAACAACCCGCCGCCUUUUGAGAUCUUCUUCUGCUUUGGUGAAGAAUGGCCUGACCUCAAACCCCGAGAGAAGAAGCUCAUUACUGUACAGGUGGUACCCGUUGCAGCCAGGUUGUUGCUGGAGAUGUUCUCCGGGGAGCUCUCCUGGUCGGCGGACAGCAUCCGGCUGCAGAUCUCAAACCCAGAUCUCAAAGACCACAUGGUGGAGCAGUUCAAAGAGCUCCAUCACAUCUGGCAGUCCCAGCAGCGGUUGCAGCCCAUGGUCCAGGCCCCUCCUGUGGUAGGCCUUGGUGCUGGCCAAGGGCCCUGGCCCAUGCAUCAUCCAGUUGGCAUGCAGUAACAAGGCUACAGAUAGCGGCUGGCCUGGGUUUCCUGGGGCAACUGUGGAGAUUGACAGGGCAAUGCAGUGGACCCAGCAGGCCUGGCUGGCUGCAGGGUUCUACUUCUGAGUCUGUUAAGAAAGAGUUGGGCCAAAGAGCUGGACAUCAAAGAGAGGCCUCAGGUCACAGUCUCCCUAAAAUUCUUUGAUUUGAGCAUUGUCGCUGGGAGAUCUGUAAUGUUUGGCUCCGAAGAAGUGUAGCCAGCAGCUCAGUGGGAGGGAAGAAGCAUCACUAGCCCGGGACGUAGAUGCAUGGGUCCAGUUACCCCAGGGUAGCCAACUUUUAUGGUUACCCCGAUUCCUCUAGCAAAAAGUACCCAAGGAGUGUUCGUGGGGCUUCUGCAGAGAAUAGGCCUGAUUUAGGGAUUCCCUAGCUUGAGCCUUUCUCAUCUUCCUUCUGUCAAGAACAUCACUAGACACUUGGGGCUGACAGCUGCCUUCCUUCAGAGUAUAAGAAGCUGGGGUACAAAGUAGAAGUUAAUAUAUUUUUGGACUAAUAAAUGUUAAAAGGAGAUCUGCUCAUUCCUUGACUGUUCC